AUGCCUCUUGAGUGUAAAGACGCGGAAAUUGCCGCCAUGGAACCAAUUGCGAUCGUGGGAAUGGCAUGCCGACUUCCUGGCGAAGUCGAUUCAGCCUCAUCACUAUGGGACAUGCUGGUCCAUAGAAGGUCUGCACAAGCAGCUAGGGUUCCAAAGAGUCGAUUUGACAUUGAUGCUUACUACCACGAAAACCUUGAGCGGCCAGGCAGUUUCAAUGUCCUCGGUGGUUAUUUUCUAGACGGUGCUGCAGAGAAUUUUGAUCCCAGUUUCUUUGGAAUUUCGCCCAUAGAAAGCAUGUGGAUGGAUCCUCAACAGCGUAAAAUACUGGAAGUUGCUUAUGAGUGUUUUGAAUCGGCUGGUCUAACUCUUGAGGAACUCUCUGGCUCUAACACUGCCGACUUUCGACAUAGUUAUUCGGCGACUGGGGUAGAUCCGGGUCUUAUCAGUAACCGCGUUGGUAAUACUUUCAAUCUUCAAGGUCCUAGCUUCACUAUAAACACUGCCUGUUCUUCGUCUAUAUACGCAAUUCACAAUGCUUGCCAUGCGUUAAGAAGUCGAGACUGCGUUGCCGCUCUCGCUGGAGGAGUAAAUAUUAUUCUCACAGUAGAUCAGCAUAUGAACACUGCCAAGCUGGGCGUGUUAUCGCCAACUUCAACUUGUCGCACAUUUGAUGCUUCUGCAGACGGAUAUGGGCGUGCCGAGGGAGCGGGAGUGCUGUAUCUUAAGCUUCUUUCCGACGCGAUCCGAGACAAUGAUCCUAUCCGAGGGGUUAUUCGUUCCUCUUCCUUCUAUAGAAAUGGAAAAGUUCCGGGAAUGGGAAUAACCUAUCCAAGUGUCAAAGGCCAAGAGAGAGUCAUGCGAGCAGCAUACGAAAAAGCCAACCUAGACCCGUCGCAAACUUUAUAUCUUGAGAUGCACGGGACAGGAACCCCUACAGGAGAUCCAAUUGAAGCAAAAGCUGUUUCAAAUGCCAUGAAUGACAAAAGAAGCAAGAAUGCACCUUUGUUCGUAGGAGCAGUCACAGUGAGGCAGCAAGUGGAGUAUUUUUCAAUUAUGAAAGCCGCAAUGAUGACGGAAGCUGGCAUCAUACCAGGAGUUUGCGGGUUCCAAAAAAUCAACCCUGAAAUCAAAGAGAAGGAGUGGAAUAUCAAGGCUCCUUCAAAUUGGGAGCAGCUCCUUCAAUUGAACCCCAAUUCAUGUUUAUCUUUACCGGGCAAGGUGCAACAAUGGCCUCGUAUGGCUUCUCAGGCAAUGAAAACUUUCCCGUCAUUUCUCAACACAAUUCGAUCACUAGACGACAUUUUGCAGAGACUAGAUCCUCCAGCAUGUUGGAAAAUAGAAGAUGUCUUGUUGGAUACAGCAGAAACUAGUCGUCUAAACGAUGCAGAAAUAUCGCAACCUGUAUGUACCGGUAUCCAAAUUGCUCUGGUGAAUCUUAUGGCCAAAUGGGGAAUCCUGCCAACCGUCACUCGUUCUAUCGAGGAUAUACUGUCAAGCGCAGUGCAGUAUGUGGUACUAUGCUGGCGGUCGGGACUUGGAGCCGAGCAUGUCAAUAAAUAUAUCCAAGAUACUAGUGAUGUUGUCAUCGCUUGUAUUAAUUCAUCGAGAAGCACUACCCUCAGUGGUUCCGUUUCAGGUAUUCAAGAAGUGAAGAACCAACUCGAUGCCGAAAAAAUCUUUGCUAGAGAGCUUGACACUGGAAAGGCAUACCACUCACCAUAUAUGGAUGCUGUUGCCCCAGAAUAUGAGAAGCUAUAUAAUUUGGCUACUACAAGGCUGGAAAAUCAUACGUCUAAUAAGAGAUUACCUCGAGCAAGGAUGAUCUCAUCGGUGACAGGUCGAGAAAUUCUCGAAGACACACUCUCAAUUAAGUAUUGGUGUGAAAAUUUGAGGGGCAAAGUCAAGUUUGAACAGGCAGUAAGUGCGGUACUCGAGACUACCGGUCCAGAAAAGUCACGUGUGCCAUUGAGGUUGGGCCCGCAUGCAGCUCUCUCUGGACCCUUUAAGCAAAUACUACAAUAUCUGGGUAUCGAGCGCUUCAACUACAUUCCAACACUCGUUCGAAAGACCGAUGAUUCCAUUCAACUUUUGAAAUUGGCAGGAGAGCUGCAUGAUUUGCUUGGAAGUCGGAUAGUAGGGUUAUCAGGACUGGUCUGGCAAAACAAGCUUCGUCUCAAAGAUAUUCCAUGGCUUUUUGAUCACAAUCUUGGCGGAUCUGUUGUAUUUCCAGCUGCAGGCCACUUGUCAAUGGCAGUUGAAGCGCUCAGGCAAGUCCUAGACUCCACAAUGCUAAACAUACGGUAUCAAGGGGUACGUUUUAGGGAUACAUCCUUCAAACUUGCGAUGGUGAUCCCAGACACAGACGAUGGACUGGAGGUACAACUACGUCUACAGCCAGUAACUAAAAGUAGCAAAGAAAUAGAAGCUAUCUGGUACGGUUUCGUGGUUGAAUCUUUCGCAGACGGUAGAUGGCAAACUCAUUCGGAAGGCAUGAUUGCUGCCAAUCCUACACCCAGGGCAGACACCUCUUUCAAUGAGCCACCAACAUCUCACAACAAGAUGACACAGUCAACAUCAAGUAAAAGAUGGUAUUCCUCUUUCUCUAGAGUAGGAUUCAACUAUGGCCCAAGUUUCCAGGGACUGCAUAAUAUUAUUGCUGCGAAAGGUAUCAAGGAAGCUACCGCCGACGUCGAUUUGACCACUAAGAGGCUUUAUAAAAACAUGCAGUUUGGUUGCGUCCCUAUCAAGAUAGAAGAAAUCUCCCUGUGGUUCCCCGAAACCGACAUUGAAUCGAGAGGAAAGGCUGUUGCGUGGUCUGAAACUUUCGGUCGUUAUGCCAACAAUAGUGCUCAGCUCAAAGGCAACUGCGGCACCACCACAAGCCGAGAUAGAAAAAGUCGGACCAAAACCAUACAUGGGAGUCGUCUGGAACCUGAUAUUGCCCAUCUUGUGCCUGAAGAUCUUCGUCCCACUUCCAAAGAUACGCCCAUAACCACUACUGCCGCCACAGGCUUAGAAUUAAUCACUAAAAUCGUCGAUUUAGCAAACCACAAAAGUCCACUAGAACGUGUCCUAUUACUUGGCCAAUACACUGUGUUGUUUGUCAAGACUUUGCUCGAAAUUUUAUCUUCAACUGCAUCCUGUACAAUCUGCAGUAUUGAUCCGGAUCAAGACGGGGAGUUAAAAAGACUAUCCUCAAUCGAUAACAGAGUAGCCUCUAUAUUUGUACCAAAUGUUACUCUUCUGGGAUCUACUCCAUCUAUUCCAACAUCACAAGAUCUAGUUGUGGUUAGCAAAGAACUAUCAGACGAAGCAGCGAACGAUGUAAUUUUGCUGGCAAAAUCGAUCAGAAAUGACAAAGGGUAUGCCAUUUUUCACACAAGUAUCCCCUUCGGCAUUUCCUUGGAAAAGGCGCUUUGCGUUCACGAUCACGAAUCCCGCAACCUUCGAUUCGGUCCAUUUGACAGUGCCGUGAUUCUUUCAUGUCCUGGAGACCAGAAAUUUCGCAUGAAUGGAGGAGUCAUGCACAAAAACAAAGCUACUGUACUUUCACUCAAAGGACAAUCAACUUUAAUGAUGAAAACAACAGAGAAAUUUCUUGAGCACCAAUGGCACGUCGAAUGCAAAGAACUUGGCAACUUUGAUGUUAUCGGAGAUAGCAAUCUAAUUGUUGAUGACAUCGACGGCAAUUUCCUCUCGUCAUUGGACAAAAGUUCAUUUGAAUCCUUGAAGAAAUUGUUGUGCUCAGGCAUCCCAAUUUUAUGGUUGACAGCCGGAGUCAAUGAAGGGAAACUUAUCGGGGGCUCGUUGGCUGUAGGUUUAAUUCGGGCAAUUCUGGCAGAGCGAGCCAGCACGAAAAUCACGAUUCUAGAUGUUGACCUCGGAGAACACCCUACUAGCAUCAUGAGCGCUAUCGUCUCGACAAUACCUAAGAGAGAAAGCGGAUCUGCAGAUGAAGAGACGGAAUUCUGGCUCCAAAAUGGAAGCAUCCAUAUCAGCCGCUUAGUUCCACAUCAUCGUCUGAACAAUAUUUUGGCUAAAUCCUUCGAAACUACAAGAACGUUGUUGACUACCGGGAGAACACUCCAAGGCUCAGUAGUGGAUGGAAAACUGUUCUUCAAUGAAGAGAACCUAUCGGAACGGGAUGAGCUAGCAGAUAACGAAGUCGAAAUGCAAGUAUUUGCUUCAGAAGUAAAUUCAGCUGAUGUUCAAUUCCAGAGUCAAAGGGCACGACUAAUUGCAGGGAAAAUCGUCGCUACCGGAAAGGGCCUCAACAACUCGCUUUUAGGCCAAAAUAUCGUGACCUAUACCCACAAAGCGUUCUCAACUUUAGUGCGCGUAACUUACCUUGAUACUCAACCUGUCAACAUGUGCGCGGAUGACAUCGUAGCUAUCUUGCCUAGUUUGUGCCAUGUUUGGAAUGCCGUCGUCAACUCAGCCCAAGCACAGAAAGACCAUCAUAUAUUGUUACUCCCGGCACCAGCUAGCUUUGUCAAGGCUUUUACCAGUAUCAGUAAAGCUAUCGGCUACACUUAUACUCUAAUUGUUGGAAGCGUAGAAGAUGAAAAAAAAUGUCUCGAAUUAGGAAUUUCGGAAGCUGAAUUGAUCAGAAGUUCAACAACGGAUGUACCUUUGGCCCUCAAGAGGCUGAUUAGCAAGAAGCGGUUAGCCUCUAUCAUAUCGCAUGAAUUCUCUUCACUAAGUCAGGAAAUAUGGCGCCACGUUCCACCGGGAACGAUAUUUGUCCUUUCUAGCGGCACCAUUUUGGAACCGCCUGACGCUUUACCAUUUACCAGAGGUGCGACAUUCCUGUCUACGAGUAUUGACAUGCUGUACAAGCAGGAUAAAACUUCGAUUGGAUCUAUCCUGACUGGAGCCAUUGACCAUUUGAAGAACCACAGUGAUAUUCUCCAUCAGCGAACCAAGAAAUAUAGCAUUCAGGAACUCUCAAAUGCAGGAAUGGCUUCCACGAACUUAACAAGCAUUGAAGAGGCUACCAUCACGUACGGAUACGGGGAAGAUUUCAUCGAGGUACAAAACUCAACUAAACUCAGAUUCAACUCGAGUGCAAGCUACAUCUUGGUUGGGUGCCUUGGCGGGCUUGGCCGUAGUCUAACGAUUUGGAUGAUGAGAAGAGGCGUCAGGCACUUCGCUUUUGUUUCUCGUUCUGGGCUUGACAAGUUGGAGGCAGCGCAACUAGUCAAAUCUUUGAGGAAAGAAGGCGCUUCGGUUAACGUCUAUCGAGCAGACGCUGCAAAUGAAAAGGACCUUUCGAGUGUAAUUGCCCAGGAGAGCUCUGAACGUCCUAUCCGUGGGGUUGUGCAUGCAGCUAUGGACUCGCUUUUUGAGAAAAUGAGCUACGAUCAAUUCAAAGGUACCAUAGAUCCCAAGGUAAAGGUGGCAGAAAAUCUCCAUAGAGGUCUCAUUGGCCACUGUCUCGACUUUUUUCUCAUGCUGAGUUCGAUAUCCGCUACACUUGGAAAUCCUGGGCAGAGCAACUAUAGCGCUGGGAAUUGCUACUUGGACUCUCUUGCGUGGGGCCGAAAUGUGCAAGGCCUUCCCGCUGUAUCAGUCGUGCUUCCAGCGAUUCUUGAUGUGGGUUAUGUUAGUGAACACCAAGAGAUUGAAGUAUUACUAAGUCGAAGAGGAAUUUUCGGAAUCAAUGAAGACGAGAUGAUCUGUGGAUUUGAAACAGCGAUAAAGGACCAGCCAUCGGCAGGCAACGCAAUUCUCCAAGAUUCACAAAUUGUAUUGGGCCUUGACCCUUCGACUGUUGCAAGUGCAUUAUCUUCGAUCCAUACAACUGAUGUUUUUUGGUUUGAAAACCCAAGGUUUCGACAUCUUCGUGCCGAAAUUCGUGAAGUUGUGGGGUCAGGAGGCAAUAGCGGGACAAAGUCCUCAUCCGGCAAUACGAUUGAGCAAAUGCAAGCCGCCAUUACUGCAGGACCUGAGCAUGUUAUCAACAUCAUAUCAGCCCAGGUCGCGAAGAAGUUAUCAAAUAUCCUCGCCAUCUCUAUCGAAGAUAUGCCUUUGGAAGGGACGUCUGUGGCGUCGUUUGGCUUGGAUAGUAUGAUUGGAGCCGAGUUUAGAAAUUGGCUUUUCAAAGAAUUUGGUUAUGAAGUCCCGUUUCCUAUUUUGCUUGCUCCAGAUCUUAGCAUUAAAGAUCUAUCGGUUAACGUUGGGAUAAAGCUGGGAAUGCUCAGGAGUGAGAUUGACAUGUGAAUACACGUAGUGUGGCGAGGAUUGAUUCAAGGCGUUUUGCAAUUUGCUAGAUAAUGAUAAAUAAUUUACCUUGGAUAAAAUAGCAUUUCUAGCUUUCGAAUUCUGAUCAUAUGAUCCUAUGUUUUGCCACCACCGUGAAUUUUGCAAGACUUGCCAGUCAAAUGUCGGGUUGCAAGAGCAAAGCUUAUCUACAAAAAAUAUGUAGAAAUCGCAACUGACUUUCGCGUUUGAGCGCCCCCUUCGUUAGAUUUCAGCGCAAAGGCAGUCGCGUGCAAGUAUGAGACUUGCCUGCUCAUCGUAGUCGUAUUUACAGAGGCAAUUUCAUAGCCAAGCAUGUUCUGCGUAGAAUCACACCGAGCUUGGCUCUAGCAAUUAGGCCAUUGCUCGAGCCUUUGGUAGCCUACGUAUCGCACUCUCCCCGACUGAAAUGUUUAGUGGGAGGAGAAUAAUAAAGUCAAUCGCAGGCAGUUGUUUCCGCACAGUGAAACAGAAAAUAGACGCGAGUCUCGAUACAGUCAAAGGAGCAGGAGUAUCGAUUCCCGAAGGUUUGGAAAGUGGAGGGCGCCUGCUUUACUGAUCCAGGUUUUACAUAAUUAUCAGGGUAAGCAUCAACAGAGUGCCAGGAAUCUUGCUUAGAAAACAAGAAAGAAGCAGACAAAAACUAGGAGAUCAGAGGCCGAUAUCUGGCGAUUAGUUGUUGCCAACAAGCUGCAACGUGCCUGGAGUUGGUUCAUGGUGGACGUCGCCCCAACAAGCCGGCUGAACCGUAGAAGGCGCGAGAAAGAGCUAAAGAGCGCAAAUCGGAGAACGGGAAUCGUGGUCUUUCCCGCCCCCAGUUUUUACAUCCUUCACAUGAGUCUGAAGAUGAUUCAUACUUGCAAUACGGUAGUCUCUCAAUUCGUUCGAAGUUGGAUGUCCAAUUUUCUUCUUGCACGACCAAGAUUGACAAGAUAGACACUUCAACGACCUGGGCAUGAGUUUAGACGGCUUAAUCACUGAGUGAGAAACCCGUCAGGGAAAAGGCUGGAUAUUAUAGAUGAUUCCAGCGAGAGUGCAUGUGCAUCAACUGUGAGGUGUACUAGAAUAUAUCAUCGUGCAAUCAUAAAUUGUGCUUCGUCCACGCCUUCUUAUCAUGAUAUUAUAUGUAGAUGCUGAUCCGCGGAAGAGC
Botrytis sinoallii is the source of this 7390-nucleotide messenger RNA. RefSeq lists its product as uncharacterized. The transcript has 14 exons. Bases 1 to 6222 code for a protein of 2073 amino acids. NCBI's taxonomy places the organism in Eukaryota, Fungi, Ascomycota, Leotiomycetes, Helotiales, Sclerotiniaceae. Gene Ontology annotation, biological process: fatty acid biosynthetic process; secondary metabolite biosynthetic process. Gene Ontology annotation, molecular function: fatty acid synthase activity; 3-oxoacyl-[acyl-carrier-protein] synthase activity. The record is from RefSeq and is a predicted model, not a curated record.